ACCGCGUACGGCUUCCACGAUGUUACCAACACACGCAUACACACACUAAUGAGAUUCGGAUGAGUCACAACAAAUCGCAGCGUAGCAAAGAAAAACAAUUGAGCUCUUCUACAGGAAAGACCUAUCCAAACUUGUUGUGCGUUGUACAAAGUUAAGUUUUCGUUAGUUUGUUCAUCAGGGGAGUACGAAAACCUUGCAGGAACGAUGGAGUGGCUUUUCGGGAAGCGCAUGACCCCGGACGAGAUGAUGCGGAAGAACCAGCGGGCGCUAAACAAAGCGAUGCGAGACCUGGACCGGGAAAAGAUGAAAAUGGAGCAGCAGGAGAAGAAAAUCAUCGCGGACAUUAAGAAGCUGGCGAAGGAAAACCAGAUGGAUGCGGUGAAAAUUAUGGCCAAGGAUCUCGUCCGCACCCGCCGCUACGUGCGAAAGUUUAUGCUGAUGAAGGCCAACAUACAGGCCGUGUCGCUCAAGAUACAGACGCUGAAGUCGCAGAACGCGAUGGGCGAAGCGAUGAAGGGUGUCACGAAGGCGAUGACGAACAUGAACCGCCAGCUAAACCUGCCACAGAUCCAGAAGAUACUGCACGAGUUCGAGAAGCAGUCGGAGAUUAUGGACAUGAAGGAGGAGAUGAUCAACGACGCGAUGGACGAUGCGAUGGAGGACGAGGGCGACGAGGAGGAAACGGACGCAAUCGUGUCGCAGGUGCUGGACGAGCUGGGUCUGCAGCUAACCGAUCAGCUGUCCGGAUUGCCUCAGGCUUCCGGUUCGUUGGCAGUGUCCGGAACGAAAACUCCUCAGGCAGCGGCAGUCGGUGCGGCCGGUGGGUCUGGUGGUGGAGCCGGAUCUCCCGUUUCGGACGCGGAUGCCGAUCUGCAGGCACGGCUGGACAAUCUCAGACGAGAGUAACGAAGUACGCACGUCUCCGUAGGUACGUUUGUUAUGUUGUGCCGGACUGUGUUCCUCGCACACGCAAAGAGCGAGAUGCGAGAUGAAAAACGGCAUUACGUCUCAGAGAAGUGCGAGGUGUGUUAAGUCAUUAAGGACGAUAUUUUGUUUUGCGUAUGUAAGUUUAUUGUCUUUUAAAUCAUAAGUUGUACUCGCCUACCUUUUCCUUCUGCUGAACGUGAACGACGCGCGUGAAUGUAAAUAUGAGAAUAAGAUAAACGGAAGCGGUUCGACCACAAACUUCCCGACCAAUUAAAUUUCUCAUCGCAUAUGCAUUAUGGUAAAACUUUGUUGAAAGUUUAGUUUUGCAUCCCACACGUUCACACAAUGUGCUUUAUGUGUUGUCGAAGUUCCGUACGAAUAAAAUAUACAAAUUGAAGCAGAAUGACGAUAA
Molecule: messenger RNA, 1339 nt
Organism: Anopheles stephensi (Asian malaria mosquito)
Lineage: Eukaryota; Metazoa; Arthropoda; Insecta; Diptera; Culicidae
Gene: Vps2
Product: charged multivesicular body protein 2a
Exons: 2
Coding region: 205-906 (233 amino acids)
Biological process (GO): protein transport; late endosome to vacuole transport; endosome transport via multivesicular body sorting pathway
Cellular component (GO): multivesicular body; ESCRT III complex
Source: RefSeq, a predicted model, not a curated record